This is a messenger RNA of Thermothelomyces thermophilus ATCC 42464, 1250 nucleotides long. RefSeq lists its product as uncharacterized. Bases 131 to 808 code for a protein of 225 amino acids. NCBI's taxonomy places the organism in Eukaryota, Fungi, Ascomycota, Sordariomycetes, Sordariales, Chaetomiaceae. The record is from RefSeq and is a predicted model, not a curated record. The transcript has 3 exons.
GCACAGGCCCGUCCGGGAACCUGGUGGAGACGUUCGCCGGCAGCCGGACAUUUCCGACGUUUGCAACCCCCGCACUCUGCCCAAAAAUUGUUACCGCCAUCCGUAAACCGGGCAAAGUAGCCUUCUCGAUAUGGCUUUACCACCAGCUUCAACAGUCGACUCGCUCAAGUUCUUUGAAGAAAACGGCUACUUUUCCGAUGACUGCGCGGCGAUCGGCCGCCUGGUCAUAGAUCAGGAAACGAAGGGGAACGUGGAGAGCUCCGAGACUCUGAACCUGGCCAAGUCCAUCCUUCUCCAUGAGCGCUGUGGAGCGAUCCUCGAACCGUACCUUAAUUGUCCAAACAACAUAGAGCUCUGCGUUGCCCUUGGGCCUGACAAAAACCACUGUUUCGUCUUUACAUUACAAUCAGGCGAGACAGACCGUAUCAUCAUCCACAUGUGGAGUCCUCGAUCGCAGGGCGAGUUGUACCGUGGCUCUCAUGUCGACCUUCCAGGGCAACGCGCUUUGAUCGCCGCCCCGGCAUCUAAUGGCUUGCUUGAGCCUCCAAGUGCCAUUUUAAGGAUGAGAGAGAACAAUCCCAUCACAGUUACAAUGGCGAACGGUGGCAUCACAAUAACGGACCGACGAUUUGUAUUCCGAAUCCUACAAGGUUCUACGAUCUCGUUUGACUUGCGCAAGGAAAAGAACCCCUCAGAAGUCGCGGGCAAGAAAAAGAACCCCUCAGAUGUUGCCGAGUUCACAUUGGCCAACAUGGAUUCCAUGGUAAUGGGGGGCAGAAGCGCUCCCGACGAUGGGGAUAGAAGCUGAUGAUACGGCUGAAUAUAUUGGAGCCUGGGUAAGCUCAGGCUGUACCGCCUGGGUCUGAGUAGAGGAGUAGUCGCGAUAAAUGGGAGCCGACUGAAACACCGAAGGAUCUUGUUCGGCCGGGACAGAUCUGUUCUGGAAGUAUAUCGCGGCGUCGACAUUGAACGAUGCAAUGGACUGAUCGCAAGAAAAUGAUGUCGCCGGCGCGGAUUGCAAGGGCUGAUUGGAGCUUACUUUGGUGUGGUUUGUGACUUCCUGUGCGGGAUAGCCGGAAUUUGCUGGUCUCGUUUCUGUGGCCACACCAGCAGUCCUUCUCAUGUUCCGUAGCCUUUCUCGAAUACGCUGGCGUAUUGCUCUGCGUCGCUUCUUGUGGGUACUCUUGUCGCGGCAUUUGUGGCUCAGAUACUUUUUUGCCUGCGUGAAGACAGUGCCACAGCAUGUCUCA